This is a messenger RNA of Ilex paraguariensis (yerba mate), 852 nucleotides long. Lineage: Eukaryota; Viridiplantae; Streptophyta; Magnoliopsida; Aquifoliales; Aquifoliaceae. The record is from the annotation of a GenBank genome assembly.
AUGGAGAUGAGCUCAAGAUUGGCUUUUCCAAUGGCUUUUUUCUUAGUGUUAUUGUUGGUAUGGGUCAAUGAAGUUUGUGGUGAAUCCAACACUUUUAAUGUGAAGGACUUUGGUGCAAUUGCAGACGGAGAAACAGACAAUAGCAAGGCUUUGUUGAACGCAUGGAGCAAAGCAUGCCAAGAGAAGGAUCAAGGCACGGUUUUGAUCCCGUCAGGAACGUUCAUGGUGAAAGCGAUCACGCUCCAAGGCCCAUGCAACGAUCAAACAGCGUUUCAGAUCGAUGGAGUUUUACAAGCUCCUUCUGAUCCUUCAUUUGGUACUGACCAUUGGAUUAACUUUAAGAGUAUCAAUGGUUUGAAAGUCCAUGGAAAUGGGAAAUUGGAUGGCCAAGGAGCUUUGGCUUGGUCACAGACCACAUGUGGUGGGAAUGCCGAUUGCAAGAUUCCUCCAGUAAUAUCAGCACCAGGUAACAGCCGUAACACUGAUGGAAUCCAUGUUAGCAAAUCAAAAAACAUUCAAAUAUUGAAUUCCAGCAUUGCCACCGGAGAUGAUUGUAUAUCCAUAGGCCCUGGGAAUACAAUCAUUUCCAUUUACGGUAUUUCAUGUGGACCUGGCCAUGGAAUUAGCAUCGGAAGCCUCGGAAGAUACCCCGACGAAAAGAAUGUCGAUGGAAUUUGUGUAAGAAACUGUACUUUUAACAACACCAGCAAUGGUUUGAGGAUCAAAACAUGGGCUCCUUCCCCACCCAGCAAAGUUACUGGUGUUACUUUUCAAGACAUUGUUAUGUACAAUACAGGCAAUCCUAUUAUCAUUGAUCAACAAUAUUGUCCUGCCAAACCAUGCAGUGCCAAG